Molecule: messenger RNA, 1510 nt
Organism: Magallana angulata
Lineage: Eukaryota; Metazoa; Mollusca; Bivalvia; Ostreida; Ostreidae
Product: LITAF domain-containing protein-like
Exons: 8
Coding region: 157-630 (157 amino acids)
Molecular function (GO): zinc ion binding
Source: RefSeq, a predicted model, not a curated record
CGGAAAACCAAUGAAGCAUGAUCCGCACCUUUUGAUGACGUCAAAAAAUUUGCGCACGACCCAAAGCGGAAGUUGGUAAUUGAUCUGAAGUCUCGGACAAGAGAUAAACACUUCUUAUAUUUGCCGUGAAUUUUCACCAGUGUUUGAAGACACAUCAUGUCGGACGCUCCCCCACCAUAUCCUGGAAACCAGACGAAGGGACCAGAGCCACAGUACCCCCCUCCUGGUGGCCAGCCUCCAAUGCAAGGAUAUGGCCAACCCUAUGGGCAGCCAGGAGGGUACCCUCAACAGCCAUAUGGACAACCAGCUUAUGGACAGUACCCAGGCUAUGGGCAGCCCGCACCAGCACAGUAUGGGCAGACCACAGUAGUAGUGGCUCAGCCCACUGUAGCCAUGGUACAACAGUUCCGAGAGAGCCCAGUGCACACUAAAUGUCCCCACUGUCAAGCAGAGAUUGUCACCGCCACUUCUUACGAGACUGGGACAUUUGCUUGGAUCAUCUGCCUGGUGUUGUGCUUUGUUGGAUGCUGGCCGUGCUGUCUGAUUCCGUUCUGCGUAGACGGCUGUAAGGAUGUGGUCCACUCUUGCGCCAACUGUCACCAGACCAUCGGACGUUACAACAGAAUGUAGACCAAAGAGAGGAAGUGGGGACCAGUUUAGAGGACGAUCAGUUCAAGAAAUGAACAGUGGCACUGUUUAUAAACACCAUUGGUCUUUGAUUCUAAAUUUCAAAUGAUAACUAAUUUGAUUUUUUUGAAGCUGUUGAGAUUAACCUGUAGGUACAUGUGCUAUGAAAGAUAACCAAACUGAUUUUUUAUCAACAUUAUUGAAUAUCUCAUCAUGUACAUUAAAUUACAUUUUUGUAAUACCCUUAAUUGUUAAAUUGUAGUAUACAUAAUUGUCCUUUGUUGUGCAUUUUUUAUUGUAAUAUUCUAACUACUUGCCUUUAAGAAUCUCUGCUCAUCUUUCAUCAAGUGGUGUACAUCUAAAAGCAAAUUCUUUUAAAUCUCAAAGUAAAUUGAUUUUAAAUAUUGGAUUUUAAAUAAUUUCUUUUACCGUUCUAAAAUCAUUUUUCAUAUUUGAUUUGAUUAAAAAUAAAAAAGUAACUUUGUACAUAAAUCACCAUCUGAAUCUGUUAGAUUGUAUUUUAAAUCUGUAAGUGUUGUGGUUAAAAUGCACGUUUUGUAAAGAUUGUGAAAUUGGGCAUUAGUUUUAAUGUUGGAGGUGCAAUGAAUUUUGCUGUGAUGUAUUUUAUUUUUGAGAGAAAUGCCCGAUUUAUUUGCUUACACACAUAUAAAACACAUGUGCACUAGUUUAAUUGAUAUAUGAUAACACUGGUAAACGCUUUGCUUUUCUAAAAAAAAAAAAGAGGAAAACUUUUUAUAUGUUUAAAUUUAUGAUUUUUUAUAAUGUUUUAUUUGUUUAAACAAGACAAUUGAUUAGUACACUAGGAUAUAUUCUCUGUAUUUAAAGUCAUUUCUCAAAUAAACCCUUUAGUAUCGACUUAAAA